CGAGCACCUUAACUAAUCAUCUUACCGAUCCGGUCAAAUGCAUGUCAUUCACUCAAGAAUUAGAAAACUCAUGAGAAAUUACUUUUUUGCUUGUAGCUUGACUCCAAGAAUCGAAACGAACCCUGAAUAACUGUGUAGAAAACAUACCCACCAACCAACCAAACUAACCUUUGAGUUAUAUUAGUCUUAUUAGUUUCCUCUAAAUGCAAGCAAAAUACAGACCCACCGCUUGCUCUCCUAAAAUUCUGAGUUGGGUUUCACCCUCAAAGCAAGAAACUGGUUUUGAGACCUUUUUCACUAUUGAUAGAUAUAUCAUAAAUCUGAGCAAAAUUCGUGGUGCUUCUAGUAUGCCCAUGUCCUAAAAUGCCUUGGAUUCGGCAUCCCACUGUUCCUGUGGUCAUAAUUCUACUUGCUGUUCUGUUCUUCAUCUCCGGCCUGCUCCACUUGCUCGUGAGAUUCCUUUUCAAACACAGAUCUUCCUCAGCCCAAUCCAACAGGUACCCAGAAGAAAUGUCCGGAUCCGGUCCUUUCCAGAGGCAGCUACAGCAACUCUUCCAUCUCCACGACUCGGGCCUGGACCAGGCUUCCAUCGAUGCCCUGCCAGUCUUCCUCUACAGAGAAAUAAAGGGUCCGAAAGAGCCGUUCGAUUGCGCUGUUUGCUUGUGUGAAUUCUCGGAACAGGACAAGCUGAGGCUGCUCCCCUUGUGUAGCCAUGCUUUCCACAUUGGUUGUAUCGAUACGUGGUUGUUGUCGAAUUCGACUUGCCCCCUUUGCAGAGGGACCCUUUACGCACCCGGGUUUUCCUUCGAAAACCCAGUUUUCGAAUUCGAUGAUGAUUCGAGGGAAGAAGAAGUUUCCGGCCAUGGAACGGGUGGGGUGUUUCCGGUGAGGCUUGGCAAAUUUAGGAGCACAAAUGUUGUAGUUGAAGGAGGAGGAGGGGGAGGAGAGACAAAAGAGGAAGGAGAGACUAGUAGUAGUAGUCUGGAUGCAAGGAGGUGUUACUCAUUGGGUUCAUUCCAGUAUGUGGUGGCUAACUCAAACCUGCAAGUGGCCUUGUGCCCUAGUAAUAGGGAUUGUGGUGUUGGAGGGAUUGUGAAAGGUGGAGGAGGAGGAGGAGGGGGAGGGCAAAAUGGGGAUUUAGCAGUUGAUGGGGAUACUGAGGGGAAGAGGAUUAUGAACAUGGGAAGCAAAGGUGAGAGCUUUUCUGUGUCCAAGAUCUGGCAGUGGUCCAAGAAGGGCAAAUUACCAAGUUCUUGUGAUACCCAUGUGGUCAGUACUCCUCCUGUAAAUGUUAGUUGGGCAUGGAGUGAUGUAUCUCAGGCUACAUGACGGUUUUGCUUUGUCCUUAAAUUUGUUGUCUUGAUCCUUUUCCCAUAUGUAAAUCACUAGAGAUGGUGCUUCUUUUCUGCUACACUUUUUUAUGGUACCUGUACAAUGU
Molecule: messenger RNA, 1438 nt
Organism: Rhododendron vialii
Lineage: Eukaryota; Viridiplantae; Streptophyta; Magnoliopsida; Ericales; Ericaceae
Product: RING-H2 finger protein ATL47
Exons: 2
Coding region: 364-1329 (321 amino acids)
Source: RefSeq, a predicted model, not a curated record